Molecule: messenger RNA, 3044 nt
Organism: Klebsormidium nitens
Lineage: Eukaryota; Viridiplantae; Streptophyta; Klebsormidiophyceae; Klebsormidiales; Klebsormidiaceae
Source: the annotation of a GenBank genome assembly
GGUACAGUCACGGACUGGUGCACCAACUGCCCAGUGCCGCACCACUGGAAAUGGAGAAGGUCCAGGGCUGGCAAGGGAGAAGAGUCUGAAGACUGUAGUGUGGCAGCUAGCUAGGGUACCGUGCCAGCAUUUGGCCAGUUGUGAAUGCAGCCACGCCACCACCUUUCAUCGUCGAGGCGUUAGACGCCGAGCUUUUCAUCAUCCUCUCAUUAAUUCAAUAUUGCUGGCCUUUCUCCUUCCUUCAAGUUCCAGGAUCCUGGACACUCUCCUCAGUGUCCUCACCAUCUGAGAGCGGCACAACUCUUUCGCCAUUUGCAUGCGGAGCUUUUGUGUUGUCUGCUUCACAGUUAGGUUAGUGCUGCGGCCCGUUGCUCUGGCCUGCUGCGACCGUGAUUGCUUGAAGCGGCCCUGGGGCAGGUUGGAUCUCACGCAACUCCCAUACACAAACGCGGAAGAAUACGCUCCUCCAGUAGAAACUUGGUGUACAUUUAUUCAUCAUGUGGCGAGUUCUGGCGCACUUUGUUAGUCCUUCUAUACUUGGGGCCCUUUCCUAACGGUGUCAACGACGAAAGCGAGCGAUUGAAACCUUUGCGCGCCAAACCCCUUCUCAGUUCUCGAACCACUUGCGCGACGCAACAUCACAAAGUCCAUAACCACGUUGAUAAAGUGGUGGUGAGAAUGGAAAAGUUGUCCAGGUGCCUCCUCGCCCUCCUCCCCGCAUUCUCCCUCCUCCUAGUUGCCCCCAACAUCCACGCGAGCUGCCCAUCAGAAUCCGCCCAGCUGCGCCGCCUCUUAGUCACGUCGCCAUCGGUUGCGGUGAACACCGCGUCAGUCCCGGCAACUUCCCUCUACCCCAAACUGCCGGCGCUGUUUGCAUUUGGAGAUGGUGAUUUUGACGUCGGGAAUGUGUUGCUUCUGGGCCGCGACGACUCGACGGGGGCGUACCCGUACGGGCUGUCGUUCUACAACAUUACGGGGCGCGAGUCGGAUGGACGGAUCAUCCCCGACUUUUUUGCUGAGGCUCUUGGCCUGCCGUUGCUUAACCCCAGCCUGCACCCCACGGCAAGCUUCUACCAGGGAACCUCGUUUGCAACUCCGUCCAGCGGCCGGUUCAAUUUCACGACCGAUGCGGACGGGUAUCAGGGCACCCCCCUCCUGAAACAGGUGGACCAGUUUGUUGCGUUCAAGCAGAACGCCUCCGCUUACUGGGCUGGCAUCGGCACCGGCGCCGCGCCGAGCAAGCCCCGCUACCCGCGCCCCGAGUUCUUCGCCGACGCGGUUUACACGGCGCACUCGGGCGGCAACGACCUGCUGUUCUUCAGUGUCAACAACUAUUCCCAGGCGCUGCGACCCGAGUAUUUGCAGAAUAUGACCAAUAUCUACGAGACUUGGGCCAGUUCCAUCUACCAAGCGGGCGGCCGCAAGUUCGUCCUGACGAACUUUGGGCAGUUUGGGUGCACCCCCGCGGCCAUCCUGCGAAACAGGGGCGUCUGCAGCAUCAACAUCUCGUCCGACUGCUGGAUCCUGGCGAACCAAACCAACCGUCACAACCAGAUCCCGGCACGCGACUUGACCCUAAACACUACUGGCGGAUCUCUUGUGCCUCGUGCUGACGUCAUCUUUUCCCUCUCGCACAUCAACAUCUCGAAUGACUGCCGGAUCCUGGCGAACCAGACGAACUACUUGGCGCAGAAGCUGCAGUCGCAGUUCCCCGACGCGACGUUCAUCGUGGGAGACGCCUUCACCUUCAACAUCGACAUCGCCAAAAACCCGGCGCAAUUCGGCGUCACUCGUUGGAACCAAUCCUGUUGUGGGGGGGGCACGCCGGAGCUUGGCAAUACACAGGUUCAAUGCAAUCAGCUGACGUCACAGAUCGCUAGUAACGCAACUGGGAGGGUGACGAACGCGACGUUCCCGGUGACCAUCUGUCCGAACCCUUCGGAGUACCUCUGGUGGGACCAGGUCCACAUGACGGAAGCCAUGAACCGCUUCCUGGCAAACGACAUUUUCGGGGGGUCCACGUACGUCUUCCCGCAAAACAUGAUCCAAGCGUUCAUUCUGCCCCAACUCUUGAAGCUGAGCAAGUGAUGGAUGGCCUUUUGGGGUCUUCCAAAUUCUGGCUGGAGGGCGGAAAGAGGGUUUUGAUGUUCAAAGCAAACCCGAGGAGAGGGGGGGAUACAAAGAGCGCUGUUGAAGGUCAGCAAGUGGCAUAAGGUGUUUGGGAGUUGGAUCGUAGAUGGCUGGAGGGUGGAAACAUAAAAGCCCGUUUCCUCAAGAAGAGGGGAGGGUAAUUCUUGGAAAAGUUUUAGGAUUUUGGAACAGGGCGUUGAUACCAGAUUCCCUUUCGUCAAGAUAAGGGGGAUGAAAAGGAGAUUCGAGGAAAAAGACGAGAGGGAAGCCCAAAACGCAAGAAAAGAUGCUUACAAAGCAACGCAGGUGACUAGGCCCUAGUAGUUCAGGUCCGUGCGAGGCCCUUUCCUGCGGUGCCCCGCGGUGGCUUUCCCUUCAUUGCUCGCUGCAAAGUGGGGUGGAAAGGUUUUUGACGCUGUCCGAGCACAUAAGUAAGACUAAAAAACGGCCACAGAGUAGCUAAGUUCUAGGUUGGUUACGAGGUCAAGUCGUUAAGUCCAUUAGCGCGAGUUGGUUAUUUCUACGUACCACGUGUAGCGUAAAGGAAACAACGCACGAAAGCAUUGGUUGAGAAGGAUCAGUAUCGUUAAAGCCCAACCGCCUUUGAAGGUCGAUAACGGACAGUUCAGUUGUACAGAGUAGUACACGCUUUCAGUAGGUUCAGCGCUUGCGCGAACAACUCCGGCAGUCGUAGUUAGCCUAAGAGUAGGUGAGUUGGUGUAUCUACUGUUGCUACGAACGGUCCGUCCAGUCGUGACGGUUGUCCAUACGUGCAUACCUAAGGUUAAAGCCUGAUGGCUGGUUCGUGCAAAGUGGCCAGGUCCCGGUGGACAUUGGAAGGACAAUAAGCCGUUGGGUGGAGCCUCGCGGUUGCGGGCCCUCAUAUGUGAUACUUACCUGUGUGCAACAUUUUU